This is a messenger RNA of Brachypodium distachyon (stiff brome), 3724 nucleotides long. RefSeq names its product protein ALWAYS EARLY 3. The transcript is spliced from 17 exons. Gene Ontology annotation, cellular component: nucleoplasm; transcription repressor complex. Gene Ontology annotation, molecular function: DNA binding. The record is from RefSeq and is a predicted model, not a curated record. Bases 487 to 3228 code for a protein of 913 amino acids. NCBI's taxonomy places the organism in Eukaryota, Viridiplantae, Streptophyta, Magnoliopsida, Poales, Poaceae. Gene Ontology annotation, biological process: DNA-templated transcription; regulation of transcription by RNA polymerase II; regulation of cell cycle.
ACGCCUCACCGUCUCUCCGAGUACUCGUCUCCUUCCGAACCCCAUCCCCGACCCUAAUUUUCAAACGCAAAAACUUACAUCGACACCCCUGCAAUACAACCCACCUCGCAAAACCACCCUCCCACCGGGGCGUCUCCUCUCUGCUUCCGCUCCCCUACUUGUAUCCUGCGCCCGCCAAGCAACCCAAGUACUACUACGCCACAACCGACCACCUCCACGCCCGCUCUCCCUCGCCGCCUCCGAUCCGUCUCCGCCGCGCGCAGGAGACCCCGGCCGAAACCCUACCCCGCUCUUCGAGGCGGACGCGCGGGCGGAGGCAGAGAGCGCGCGGCCCGGUCCGGCGGUGGUUGUCGCCGUCGCCUGCCGCGCCAAGAGAGCUGAGGGCGACGAGCUGCGCCCGGCAGGGUCCGCGUGGUGCUCCGCGGGCGGUUUUCUCCAGAUCCGAGGCAGAAAUAUUUAUUGGAUCUCAAGUCAAGGACAUUUUCAAUGGGUCCGGCAAAAGGUUCUCGAACAAUCCCCAAGAUCACAAUAAAAGGAUUUGACGAUCGACAGCAUAACGAGGAUCCUACUAGUUCAAGCAAGGCGAAACUAAAAAAGAGGAAAAUGUCAGACUUAGGACCUGAAUGGAGCAAGGAUGAGCUUUUGCGCUUCUAUGAAGCCUAUCGUCAACAUGGGAAAAAUUGGAAAAAGGUCAGUGCAGCAGUUGGUGGCAAAUCAGCAGAUAUGGUAGAAGCUCUAUACAGUGUUCAUCGGACUUUCCUAUCUCUUCCAGAACGUGAUGGUACAGCUAUGGGAUUCAUUACAUUGGUUACUGGCUAUCAUAAUGUUUUGAAUGAAUCCCCACGCCAUAAAGAAAGUGAUCAAAAGGUUAAAGCAUCCGGGAAGGCACGGAGACGUGGAGAUGCUGCAGAGCAGAAAGAAAAUGCAGCACCUCACCCUCAGCACGACUACCAGGACAUGAGAAUUUGUGGGUUUUCAUUUGCUUUCAAAAAAAGAUACUUUGGAGAACUUGUCAGGUACAUUAAAAGAAAUCCUGUUGCGAAACGUACUCCUCGUGUACCAGUGAUGGUUCCGUCUGACAUCAAUGCUACUGAUAACUGCACACCACAAAUCAAGAACCCGUCUACAAAAAAAGCUAAUGGAGAGAUCAAUAAAGAUGGCAAUUUCUUUGAAAUGAAUGAUUGCUCUCCUGAUGGAAGUUCAGUAAUUACAGAAGCAAAUAAGGUUGUUCAGGGUCAGACUUUCUUGGAAAUGAAAGGAAGUGGAGGUACUGAUAUAUCUCAGACUCACCAAUAUUUGAAGAAGAGAAGAAUUGAGCAAAGCAUUGACAAAGAUCAGUUCAGUAAAGUUGAGCAUGUAACCACGAUUGUGGCUGAAGAAGGACAAAACAUAGCUGAUUAUCAGAGCCAAUUAUUUUCUCCAGAUGAGAUGAUGGUCUUAGAUGUAUUGGAGAGUCUGCUGACUGUGCCAAGUAAAAUGCCACAGGCCAAGACUAAUAUUCGGUCAGGUACACUUGGAACAAAUAUUUCGGCGUCAUCCCACAGAACAGAUGAGGAGCCUUCUCCAGUGGAUCAAUCUAAAGAAAGGAAGCAAGUUAUUGAAUGCAGUGCUUCCAAGGCAAGGAAGAAAAGGAGAAAGAAGUUACUAGAUGAAGAGGUGCUGGCUGAAGGACAAAGCAAUUCUGGUAAUACUUCAGUGCUACCAGAAGCACCUCAGGUGCAGGCUGAAGAGCAAAGCAAUUCUGGUAAUACUUCAGUCCUACCAGAAGCACCUCAGGUUGAUACCACCAAGCAGCCUGCCUUGAAUUCUGACUUUGAAAGAGGAGCAAUAGAUCUACCUGUGUCAACUGCAAAUACUUCUGCUGAAGUGUCCCCUGAUGUACGGAUGGAAAUUGAUCCUGAAAUCAAUAUGUCAAGGAGGAGAAAACGAAAAUAUAAAAUGCAGUCUAGAACAAAGUACGCAUCUUGCAAUGAAGGCGCAGAUGAUUUACAGGCAAGGAAAAUGCUGCAUUGCUUGUCAUCUGAAUCACUUCGUAGAUGGUGUACAUACGAGUGGUUCUACAGCGCAGUUGAUUAUCCAUGGUUUCUGAAUAAUGAAUUUGUGAACUACUUGAAUUUUGCAAAUUUGAGCCAUCUGUCAAGGCUUACUAGAUCUGAGUGGAGCACAAUUCGAAGCUCUCUUGGUAAACCCCGUCGUUUUUCGGGUCAUUUUCUGGCAGUUGAAAAGGAAAAACUUGAGGAUUAUCGCGAAAAUGUUAGGAAAUACUAUGCUGAACUAAGUGAUGAUUUACGAGAUUCUCUACCAGCAGACCUAGCUCGGCCAUUUUCCGUUGGUCAGCAUGUCAUUGUUCGUCACCCAAAUUCCAGAGAACUUUGUGAUGGUAAAGUAGUAAGGACGGAGCGGGAUUAUUAUAAGGUCCAGUUUGAUAGGCCUGACCUAGGUGUUGCAUUAGUGAAGGACACUGACUGCAUGCCUGUAAACUGGUUGGAUAAUCUACCUGAUGAUCUCAAAAAGAGGAGGUCCCUCACAAAUGAUGCAGGUCGCAAAGUAGAUGUUGAGCACAUUCUGGAGCUUGCACGAAAACAGAAGUUUGGUCAUAUCAACCCUGGAUUUACUGUAUCUGAACCAUCCAGAAGUCCACAUAUAGAAUCAGAUGAAAGGCUCAAGGCUGAAUCUGCUGUAGCUAGUGAAAUGCUGCCCAGCAAAAGUACCGUUACUAGGUAUGCACUGCUACCAUUGCAGUCAGUCCAAUCUCUUGAUGACACUGUACAAUCUAGAGGUCGCUCAAGCAACAGCAGUGGUCACAAUGAUGAACUAGAUUCCUAUAUUACUGUAUUUGUCCAAAACUCACUUUCACAAGCCAAGCAGAUGGUUGGUGAAGCCAUACAGGCAAUCUCAGAAAAUGGUAAUGAAGAAAGAACAUGCCUAUCAAAUCAAGCAACACAUUGCAGCCUGGAAUCUGAAGCUUUUCUUCACGAUGCCCAACUUCCAUCGGACCUGAUACUAAAAUGUGUUGCCACAGUUCUUGCAAUCAAGGACCUGAGCGAAUCUCGAUAUCCACCUGCUAACAUAGCAGGUGUCCUGGAUCAUGCUUUCUCAAUGCUGCGCCCGAGCUGUUCAGAGAACCUCACAAUCUACAACGAGAUAGAGAGUUGUAUCUCUGUCAUAAAGAACCAGAUUCUAGGACUUGUGCCAACAAUAUCUGGCAAUGGCAGCUCUUCAUGCUGAUGUAAGUAGUCCCGGCUGCUGAAGAUACUCACACAUCCUCUGAUGUUGACUCAAAGUCACGGAGUCUGCACUCUGCAGCCUCCAUUGGUGAUUUUGACUUUGGAAUAGAAGCAGCAUUGGUUAGUUGAAUGACAGCAACGCAAUGCAAGGCAUCUGGACUUCUGGAGUGAAGACCAACUCUGCUCCUCUGACUUGAGCUUAGGAAUACAGCACUUGGAGAAGACAUCGGCGUGUGUCUGACUGUCUGGACUUCAGCUCCCUUGUAAUAUCUGUAUAUAGAUAGAGUCUUGCAGGAAUAAACUUGGAAUGCAGAACUUCAGGAACAAAUAGAUUCCUGUAUUCUAAAUGGGCCUCCGUUUUAGAUACCUAGAGUUCUCAAACACAGAUUCAGACAGCUGAAUCUGAUUAGAGACGAUGAUGUCUACGGCCAUGUAUACAGUGUGCAACUAUUUUGCAUGAAUCGAAAGAAAGAAGCCAAGAAAUAGUUCUCACUGAA